Messenger RNA from Penicillium manginii, 1305 nucleotides. RefSeq names its product putative inositol 5-phosphatase. Gene Ontology annotation, biological process: phosphatidylinositol dephosphorylation. Bases 1 to 1305 code for a protein of 434 amino acids. The record is from RefSeq and is a predicted model, not a curated record. The transcript is spliced from 2 exons. Lineage: Eukaryota; Fungi; Ascomycota; Eurotiomycetes; Eurotiales; Aspergillaceae. Gene Ontology annotation, molecular function: phosphatidylinositol-4,5-bisphosphate 5-phosphatase activity.
AUGGAAGACUUGAAUCUCUACAUUCUGACAGCGAACUGUGCGAGGGAUCGUAUCGAUGUGGAUCUAUUCGCAAAUCACUUUUUCGAUCCCCUCACGAAGGGGGGGUCAUAUCUGAUUCCCUACUUCGAUGCCUUUGUUCAGGCCGUCAAACAAGCUACUGCGAAGCAAUUUAAUGAGUCCUACGAAAGUGUGGUGAAGGACCAUACGGGUAUGACCGGUUUGAUGGUUUUCGCCCGCGCCGAUGUCACAGACAGGAUAUCCAGUAUUGACACUGCGCACGUUGGGUUCGGAUUUCAAGAGAUGGGCAAUAAGGGCGCCGUUGGGGCUCGUCUAGGGUAUGUGGUGGACGACCAUUCGGCCAAAACGGUGGACUUGACCUUUGUGGCGGCGCAUCUGGCUCCCAUGGAGGAUGCACUGGAGCAGAGAAAUAUGGACUGGCAGAGUAUCGUCGAACGCCUUGUCUUCUCACAGCAGCCCUCUUCGAGCAGUGAGAUCAAACAUGGUGGGCCCGAUGAGGGAACAGAUGAGAACGCCGCGCUACUCGGGGAGCACCGAUCACCAGAUCAAUCGGAGAGCAACCGCAGGGAUCUGUAUGCGCCAAAUUCCUACCUUUUUCUGGCAGGAGACCUGAACUACCGCACGUCAGAUGUCGGACCGUCCAAGACUGAUGUACUCCGGUUUCCUCGCCGGCUGGUCAAUCGCGAGGAUACCACGCACUAUUCCCACCUCCUCAAGGAGGACCAACUGAUGCGGGAGAUGCGCCAGGGCAAGAGUUUCCAUGGGCUCUCAGAAGCGCCCAUUGACUUCCCCCCAACAUACAAAUACUCCGAUGCGGCCCGCCAAGCGGCUCGGCUUGGAGUCGACAGUGGAGAUGCCGAAUGGGAGUGGUCGAGCCACCGUUGGCCCAGUUGGUGCGACCGUAUUCUCUUUCUGGACACGCCGUCUUGGGCUGGCCAAGAUUCCUGUGAUCGACGGGUCAAACCUCACACGUACGACGCGCUCCCUCUGUUUCCCCAGUCAGACCAUCGCCCUGUCGCGCUGGCCGUGUCUGUGCCUCUCCCUCCAUCUUUGCGGCACACACCCUCGUCCGAAUCAAAUCACAUGAGCCCCUCCCCCCGAAGGGUGGCUCCAUUCUCAAUCGACCCUCACUGGAGGUCUCGGCGGGAUACUGCCCGGCGGAAGGAGGUGGCGGUGGGAUUGCUGGCCUACCUGGGCUUGACCUGGGAAGGGAACGGACUGCUUCUUGCAUCGACAAUCGGAAUCAUCGGUGCAUGGGUAGUGCUUCGUUCGUUGUGGGAUGUGUGA